UAGUAUGUUCGACUUUGUAAAUUUCUUGGUACUAACUACAAAUAAUUUUUUUUAUACUUAGAUAUUUUAAUACUUCUUUAGUACCUAAUACAUACUACUUAGUAUUUAAUAUUUAUCAAUUUAUUAUUACUAUUUUAUUAUGCGUGCAAUAAGUUAUUUAUACCUUCCGCGUCGAUUCGAAACAAUUGAGUACUUAUUUGUUUAGUUGGCUGGUGCCAGGCGCCACACUUGUUGGCCCCUCGGAAAUCAUCUUAAGCCUUUUAACUGCUUUUACAUUUUAGUUUUGUUAGACAACCUAUGCUUAUUUAAUGCAAUAUGAAUGAAUCGACGGCAAUAGUGUACCCAAUAAAAUAUUAAACCAAAAACGAAAAUAUGGCUGAGCUGGAUAGUGAAGAUAGUUCAGAUGGUACGUUAGUUAUUGAUGAACCGAAUUAUGAUAAUCAAACAAUUGAAAUAUUAGAUGAUUCUGAUUCUGAUUCUAAUGUGGAAGUUGUUGAAUUAAAUGAUGAUAUUGAAGAUAAUUCAGACGUGGAAGUUGUUGAAUUAGAUGAUAAUGUAAACAAUAAUUCGGAUGUGGAAAUUGUUGAAAUAGAUAAUCAUGUAGAAAAUGCUGCUACUUCAUUGAAUCCUUCAGGUUUAACCUGUAAACCCUGCUCUAGAGUAUUUUCUACUAACAAUGAUUUACUCAAUCACAUCAGAAAGUUUAAAGGAAGAAUAGGAGGUUGUACCAAUAUACCAAAUAAUACAUUUACUAAAAGGAAAAAUGUUGAAUGCCCAAAAUCUGAAUGUUUAAUAAAAAAGAAACGUGGCAGGCCUCCAAAAAAUAAUAAUAUUACUGUUCCUCCAGUUCCUUUACCAGUUCUCAAACCUGUUCCUAAAACUAUUCCCCUAAAUCGUCCAUCGAUACCAGAAUUAAUACCAAUAAUAUUCAAGACUGUUACCAAACCUACUACUGAAACCAAUAAAACUAUUUUACCAUCUCUUAGUCAAAUAUUAGUUGAUGAAGUUGAACCAGAAUAUCCAUGUACAGUGUGUGGUGAAGUAUUUCGUCAUAAUAUUGCUCUUUUAUGUCAUUUGAAUACUGAACACAAUAAUGAAACAAUUAAUAAAAAGGAUGAAAACAAAGAUAAAAAAUCAACAAAAUUGGGUGUAAAAAAACAGAUUAUGAAAAAACAUCAUGUUAAUGAAAAUAGGCAAAUAGAAAAUUGUGAGCCCAUAUCAGACACUGUUGAUUUAACACUAUUACCAGAUUUGAAAAAAGACAGCUUGAUGAAUAGAAUGAAAUCGUACAUUAAUACUUCAGACAAAGGUCAAAUAACUUGUCUUCUAUGCAAUAUAGAAUUUAAAAAUACUAAAAAAGCAUUAGCUCAUGUCGAAGAUAAGCAUAUAAUGGAUAAGCUAGAAUGUGGUUAUUGUAAUAUGAAAUUUGUUUUUCAAUUAAAACUAAGAAGUCAUAUGGCAAAAAGACAUAAAGUUAUUGGUGUGUACAAAUGUGAUAAAUGUUCAAAAAUGAUAAAUAACGAAGAAAAAGUUUCUCAUUCAGAAGAAUGUAAAGGAAAAAUGAACCCAAUAAUAAUCAAAAAAGAAGAAAUGUCUAACAGUUUAUAAAUUUAAAUAAUUAUUUAGUGGUAAGUAAAAUGUCAACAAUCUAAUACCAAAGUAAAAACAUACUAUAAAGUUUUUAUUUAAAAUAUAUAAGUAGUUAUAAUACUUGAAAAUAUAUAUAAAAACAGUGUAACGCCUUUGUGUCCGAGUCCUAAGGGCAUAAAUAUAAUUAUAUAUAUAUUAUACAUAAUAUAAUGCGUUAAAUGAAAGCUAAACAUUUUAUUUUAGAAUUAGGGAAGUUAAAUAUGUAGUUGAAUGUUUAGUUUUAAUUUUGUAUUUAAAGUCAGCAUUUUACUUCUAAAAAGUCGAGUUAGGAAUUCUGUGAAAAUGAAAAAAAUAUUCAAAUACUGUGUGUUUCUUUAACAGAAUUGAUUUAUAACAUUUUACUCUAAGAUAGUCAUGUAAUUAUUAAACAUUCAAUCAGUAUAUCCAUUGUCCAAGUGUCUUUAAUAAUAAUAACGAUAAAGUAGUUUAUUAAGUAAAUCAAUUAAACGUUUUUUUUUGUAAUGUUCAUGGAUCAAAAAGUAUUUAUAUUAGUAUCUACAUGAAUAUUUACAUCAAAUUAGUUGUAAACUAAAGUACUUGGCAUGUCUAAAUAACUAAAUUAUAUUCUGAUAAUAGUACUCAGUUUCAAUAUUAUUAUUAAAUAUUUUUGUAACUUUGUAAGUAACUGCAUUGAAUUACAAACGGCUCACACAUAUUUGGUUGUAGUUGGAUAUAAUUGAUAUAAAAUUAAAAAUAUUUUAACUGAAACUUUUGUACAUUUUAAUUACUUAAAAUAUUGAGUCACUUGAUGUUUAGAAUGUUUUAUAUGAUAACUAUGGGAAAACAAUAAAUAUGGUAACCCAUUUUAUGAAUAACUAAAUUAAAUUAAAUAAUAUUUAAGGAAUAUAACCAUUCUUUGUUACAACUUGCUGUCAGUUUUUAUAUAAGUUAAAUAAAUGAUAUAUUAUUGUAAUACUAAAAGUUAUGCAACUAACUGUAG
Messenger RNA from Rhopalosiphum maidis (corn leaf aphid), 2590 nucleotides. Its product is annotated as PR domain zinc finger protein 10-like. The record is from RefSeq and is a predicted model, not a curated record. The coding region runs from base 373 to 1608 and encodes 411 amino acids. Gene Ontology annotation, molecular function: chromatin insulator sequence binding. Gene Ontology annotation, cellular component: chromosome. Gene Ontology annotation, biological process: regulation of transcription by RNA polymerase II. Lineage: Eukaryota; Metazoa; Arthropoda; Insecta; Hemiptera; Aphididae. The transcript has 2 exons.